Aspergillus mulundensis is the source of this 4914-nucleotide messenger RNA. Its product is annotated as mitotic regulator LTE1. The record is from RefSeq and is a predicted model, not a curated record. Lineage: Eukaryota; Fungi; Ascomycota; Eurotiomycetes; Eurotiales; Aspergillaceae. Gene Ontology annotation, molecular function: guanyl-nucleotide exchange factor activity. The transcript is spliced from 3 exons. Gene Ontology annotation, biological process: Ras protein signal transduction; positive regulation of GTPase activity. The coding region runs from base 1 to 4914 and encodes 1637 amino acids. Gene Ontology annotation, cellular component: plasma membrane.
AUGGGACCCAGUGUGCCUAGUUUAGACGACAGCCCGAGGAAGUCGGAGGAGGUGCAUACGAGCGUAUCUCCUGUCUCAGCAGAUAAUGACAGCAAGCUCAAUGCGCCCACCAAGGUCCCAUACGUCACCUCUGCUCUACGACGCGCCCACACCGUUGCACAAGGAAAGCACAUUGCGAAGAGAACAAACAUUGGCUUGGGAGCGGUAGGGGAGAAAGCGGCUCUACAUUUGGUUAAUGCCAAAGACAGCCAUGAGGUGCUGCGAGCCCGAUCCCUAAAACAACUUGAUUCCGAAACAAAGGUGACGCGUGAGGCUUUUGCCGGGCCAAGGGCAUCUAGCCACUUCACUGUGGGAAAUGUAGGCCAGAACGGUAAAAUAUUCCUUAGGCCCGUUCAAAAUCCGUCUCGCAAGGGGUCUCGUCGUGCACCAGCGGUCCCUCCAGGUAACCAAUCGAAGCCGGAAUCUCCUCAUCCACAAGGACAAGAUGAUAAUAACAAGAACGAACCCUCGCGAUGGUCCAAUUCGCAAUUGUCCGAGCUACGUUUCGUAGGCGAGGGAAAUGAAGACGAAGUUUCCUCGAUCGACUCGGGCCUCCCGCAGUCAAAUUCGCACCGGCGAGCCCGACAGCGUACCCUCCAAAGAUCCUACUCUUUCUCUACGAUCUCGGAACAGCGGUCGGUGUCGCAAGCUGGGACCAACACCGAGUUUCGGGUCACUAUCGACCGGCCAGAUGAUAGACCCUGGUCAGCGGAUGGAUCUUUCCAUCAGCACCUAGAGGUCCCAAUCCCGGACUAUCACUUGGGUAUGACACGGUUGACCCCUACGAACAACGUUUUACGAAGCUCGACGCACUCAAUUGAAGCAUUGAACUCAAGCACUGCUCGCAACACGUACCUACAUGACCGAGUUCAUCAUUCGUUCGCGCCUUCUAUAUUUUCCGGAGUGUCUGCCAUGGAUUUAAGCCGAAGUGCUGCCGUCAGCCCCGACCCAAUUGUCUACGAUCCAGGCGACUCCAUUAAACCCUCAAUCUUCGAGACAUUGGUGACGGUAAUGGAUGAUGAGUCUGUCGUUCGUUACGUCUCUGGCUCCAGAAAUAUUAGUGCUGCGACUCCUGCGCGCAUUGUUGCACAAAUAUCCUCCGAGUCCUUCAUGGACUAUGAGCUUGUAUCGGACUUUUUCCUCACCUUUCGACCUUACCUUUCUGCUGGAUCAUUGCUCUCCCUUCUCCUUGCACGCCUGCAAUGGGCGAUAAACCGAUUGCAGGAAGAUGGAAGAAUUAUCCGAAUCCGCACGUUUGCGGCCCUGCGCCAUUGGAUCUUGAAUUACUUUGUGGAUGAUUUCGUUCCUGACUUCAAAUUGCGAGCUCAUUUCUGCGAGACUGUCAACCGUUUAUACGACAGCGUAAAGGCUCGCCAGGGCGGGGGUAUGAGUGACCUGAAGAUCCUCAUCGAUCUCAAACGGUGUUGGCAUGGCAAGUGCUCAGCCUACUGGGACAUUUUGGACCACCAGCUCCCGUAUAAUAGCCCGGACCGCCCGAUUGAUCCUGGCGGCGAUGAGCCAGCAGUGGACGACCUCCAAAAUGUUGCCCCUACGCACAGCACUCAAAUGCCUGGUCUGGCCGAAACUGCCAGACACCCACCGUUAUUGGUGUAUCAUGACCGGAAUGACUCUACUGUCACGGCGAAAAGUAUGCCUACUUCGGCGGGUAGUGAUUGGAGCGCCCCUGCAAUGUCCUGCUCAUUGCCGCCGAAAUCCCCCAAACGCCAUUCAAUGCCCUUCUCCUCGACCAACGCCCCGCAUCCGGUACCUGUAAUACCGAAGCCGGCAGUUUUCUCCCAGGCUCCAGCGUCUCCUUUGUCGCCGGUUAGCGCAAGACGUGUCCCAUGUUACGGGCAUACGCACAAGCGCAGUGGUAGUUUCUCUGACUCCUUUCGGGACGAUAGAGCCCCCAUAUCAUUGCAGCGUUUGGAUAACAGGCGCUUCUUUCCCGCGCAGGAGCCCUAUUACCUUGGCGCUCUGGUUCGCGGAGAGCUAUACCCUCCUGUUGAGUCGUAUAUGACUAUGAUGGCUCCGCCCUCCCCACCCCUUCCCUCCCUGGCACCGGGUAUGCGCCUUGACCGGCGCAAUACUGACGGCUCCUCAAAACCUGUUACUUCCAGCUCAGGUGUAAAGACAAUCAUCGGGUCUAUCCGUCGAGCUCUGAACGGCAAGAACCCCGUACCCGGUGUCUUACCGCGCCCAGUCAACGGAUUGUCCCCCAGAGGAAAGACGUCGGCGCUCCCGACCAACGUCGCAUUUGGAUCAGACACCUAUCGCGACAAAAGAACUGCUCCCCCGGUAAAGAAGCCAACGCGCAUCGACAUCCUCUGCGACGAAGCUCUGCGGCAGUAUCGCCAGGCAUCCGGUGAGAAGGUCGAUUCAUCAGAUGUGAACGAGACGCCAGAGCACAACCUAGGACAUACUGCCGUUGAAGAGCCGGGAUCUUUUCUUCUCCCUCCUGAUCAUAGAACACAGAGUCGAAUAACGGGUGGCAGUGAAUCUAUAGUUAUUGUAGAUGACACAGGCCCGCCGGUCAUGUCCGGGGGUGUUGGGACCGUUCCUGUGGCUCUCGACCAACCUCCGAUGUUCCUAACCGGGGAGAACUCUCCUAUUACUCCCAAAGCUCAUACAUUCCUUGCGUCGUCUCGAGCAUCGACGCUCGGGGCCGAUGAGUACUCGUUGCCGAUUUACUAUGAUGAAACUAGUAUGAGGCAGUCAAGGAGAACUUUUGCGCUCCACAGGGAGUCUAUGGGCCCUGCAGCACAGCGGUCUUUCUCUAACGAGAGGGGUUCCUCUUUCUGGAAGAAAACGUCGCCGUCUGUGCGUCUCCGAAAGUAUGCCUCAUUCCAGAGUGGUUUCUCAAGGCAUCGCCCUGCCCUCGAUAGCGAAACCGACACCUCAACAGCUGGGUCAAGCAUUCUCGAUCUUGCGGAAAAGACAGCCGGCCCUACUCUUCGACGACGGCCUGGGGGCAAUCUGCGUCGGAUGCAGACCGGUGCGGACGCUCGAUCAUUACGCAACUCAGCCUCAGCGUGGUCUGAUGUGACCUACCGGAGCUCUUUAGCUGAUAGUACAGCUAACACGCUGGAGGAUCCUGCGUCAAGACCACAGACUAGCCUUGUUCCCCCAAAGCCUCGAUUCUCGCUAUUGAAAACGCAUUCGUCCCAGCUCAUUCGUCGCUCCUUUGAGUCCGCUAUUGCACGUUUCGCCCAGAUUCCCGACGAAGAUGACGGGGGAGUCGAGUCUGCCUUACUAAAACUUGAAGGUAAAUGGACGGGUGGGCCAGCUGGCGGCCUGGCAAAUGCUACUGCCGGCCCGAGUCAGCAAGUGCCUGUCAAUAACCUAGGUCGAGUUCGAGAAGGGUUGGCACCGCGCCAUAAUUACCCACGUGCUAGUACGCCUGUAAGAAGUCAUCAAGAACUUGGCGACGGCCUAACAUACUCUGAAGUACAGGCGCGGAUUCUCUACAGACCGUACUCUGAAUCAGUCGUGGACUCUGAAGAUUCAUAUAGUUCUAUUCCACUACUGGAACGAGGACUUAGCGACGAGUCCAUGAAGAAGCCCAUGGAAGUCGGCCAGCCCGCGGCACUCCAGACCAUCGCAUCCAAUGAGGAGUAUUCGGAUUUUGGAUCAUCACAUCCUUCUAUUGACGUGGUCAGGAAGACGGAAAGCAUAAAGCGCAUUCCGCGAGGAUUGACUCUACCUGUACCCCAUCACAAAUCUAGGGUAUCUCGUCUCUCUGGCCUAUCUUCCGAACUUUCUGUCGAUGUCAUUGACCCCAAGGAAGCCGCGGAUGCGCGUUUAUCAUUCGAUACACGAAGUCUCGAUGAUUCGGGUGAUGCCAUACCUCCUCAUCCUCUUGCACACCCGCCUUCUCCCCCUAUGACCAUCCAAAAUCAUCGGUCGGUUCAUUCACAUCGGGGUUCUCUCAACCCGAACCUUGCUAAGGCGCAGCCGCUUACCCCAGAUCCGUCCCCAAUCCAUAAGGCUGGGAAACGGGCAAACAUCCCGUCCUUGGAUAUGCAACAUGUGUCUGGUGAUGUUCUCUGUCGAUCGGAAGCCGAUCACCAACAUCCUGCGCUCGCCAAAGUUCCAGGCGCCCAACAUGUACCCUUUGUCCUGUCAUGUGAAUCCCACACCCUCGCCGAGCAGUUCACUUUGGUCGAGAUGGCUGCCCUCGGUGAGGUUGAUUGGAGGGAUCUUGUUGACAUGAAGUGGAAUAGUGGUCCGCCCUUCACCACCAGUUGGGUGCAGUUCCUUAUAGAUGAGGAGCGCCGGGGCAUUGAUUUGGUGGUAGGGCGUUUUAACCUCAUGGUGAAAUGGGUUUUGUCAGAGAUCGUCCUUACUCUGGAUAUUCAGGAGCGAGCUCUUACCAUCGCCAAGUUCAUUCACACCGCGGCACAUGCCCGGAGAAUAUGCAACUACGCCACCAUGCUUCAAAUCGCGAUUGCACUUACCUCAACCGACUGCUCCCGGCUCCAAACCACGUGGGCUUUAGUGCCAGUCGAGGAUAGGCGGAUGUUGAAAGAUAUGGAGAUGCUCAUCCAGCCCGUUCGCAACUUUCAUGACCUUCGUGUCGAGAUGGAGUCCGCGAACGUUCAAGAAGGCUGCAUUCCAUUUGUUGGACUCUACAUCCAUGACCUCACGUACAACGCCCAAAAGCCGGCACAGGUGGCAGCUACCCGGGAGGGAGAGCCACUAAUCAACUUUGAACGCUAUCGCACGACGGCGAGAAUCGUCAAGAGCCUCCUUCGACUGAUCGAUGCGAGCACCAAGUACAACGUCGAGCCGGUACCGGGCAUUGUUGAGCGUGUGCUCUGGAUCGCAUCGCUCUCAGAAGACGAGAUCCAAAUCCGCAGCAAGCUAUUGGUAUAA